AUGUCAGACGUGGAAAACACUCCCGAAGGGUCGCAACAAAGUGGGUCUACUAAAGAAAGGAGAAAAAUUGAAAUUAAAUUCAUCGAAAAUAAAACAAGACGGCAUGUUACUUUCUCCAAGAGAAAACAUGGGAUCAUGAAAAAGGCAUUUGAAUUGUCCGUAUUAACUGGUACACAAGUCCUUCUACUGGUUGUCUCUGAAACCGGAUUGGUAUAUACUUUUAGUACACCGAAAUUUGAACCGAUUGUCACACAACAAGAAGGUAGAAAUUUGAUCCAAGCAUGUUUAAAUGCACCUGAUGAAGAAGAAGAGGAGGAGGAGGAGGAAGGUGAAGAGGAAGACAACAAUGACCAUAUUACAAACCAAGGGGCUGAAAUAUUAGGCUCUUCAAUUACUGAACAAGAUCCUAGCGCUAGACAUAAUUCUACAAGUAGUAUGACAAAUAUAGGAAUGGAUAGUAUGAAUGCGAUAAAUAGUAUGAAACAAGCAAUCGCCGGAAGUACUAAUGCAAUGGUGCCUCCAGGGCAACUCCCACUUCAGAUGCAACAAGUUGGAAUGAAAAGAGAGGGCAAUUCAAAUAAUAUGACUAUAGGACAGACCUCCGUUGUGUCAUCAUCUGGAACGCUAGGUAAUCAAUUUUCUACCCAGAAUCAACAACAACUACAACCAACAACGCAACAGCAACAACAAGAGCAACAGCAACAGCAUAUUCAGCAACAACGACAACAACAACAACAACAGCAGGGAAAUCCUGCCACUUCACAUCAUUAUCAACACGGUCAAGGUUUCCCAAAUACUAAUUCACCAUAUUUGAAUGCUGAACAAAACGCAGUAUAUCAGCAAUACUUUGACGAGCAACAACAGAAUCAAUUUUAA
Molecule: messenger RNA, 876 nt
Organism: Naumovozyma dairenensis CBS 421
Lineage: Eukaryota; Fungi; Ascomycota; Saccharomycetes; Saccharomycetales; Saccharomycetaceae
Gene: MCM1
Product: transcription factor MCM1
Exons: 1
Coding region: 1-876 (291 amino acids)
Biological process (GO): positive regulation of transcription by RNA polymerase II
Molecular function (GO): DNA-binding transcription factor activity, RNA polymerase II-specific; RNA polymerase II cis-regulatory region sequence-specific DNA binding; protein dimerization activity
Source: RefSeq, a predicted model, not a curated record